UCUUCUUGAGUAGCACACUGGACAUUGUUGUUACGGUGAAACGUCGUCUCCAGCUCAGCGCUAGCUCUGACAGCAUCGAAACAGUUAAUGGUAGAUAGCGACAGUUGCUCUGACAAACCCUUGGAGGAGUAACAAGUGUUUAUGGUUCAGAAGUUUACUUUUAACUUGCGAGUUUGUUUUAAAACGUAAAAACUUGAACUUUCUGUAGGGAUUUCGACUCAAUCUGGAACACGCAUAUAUAUAUAUAUUUUUUUUUGUUUAAAUUGAGUUUAACGAACUUUGAAGAAAAGUUUUGAGAGCAUGAACGUGAUCUAAAAUCCGCUAAAGCGGAGCCAUCAGAGCGGAACAUCAUGAUGACAGAACCAAUGGAGCAGACCCAUCACCUGAAAACUUCAGGCAGCCCAUCAGGUGGGAGCAGUGGGGACGCGUUGGAGCAUCUCCCAGCCAGAAACCGUGGUGGACCAGAGAACGGCAACAGGGGGCGACAGAGAGACCAGAAGCGACAGCAGCGGGCGGAGAACUGUGGGGGUAUCAACACAGACAAGUUAUGGCAAAUGAAAGGCGAACAGAGGGAGGUGUGCCCUGCCUUCGCAGCCGGAAACGAGCUCAUAAAGUGCCCGAUUGCAAAUCAGCCUAACCAGAAAGCCGACGGUAAUCACAUUGCACAGGGGAAAAACGGCGAAGACAGACCACUGGAGGAAACUUUAAACCAGGUGCAAGAAGAUAGUCACAUCGACUCCGACACUGGUUUUGAUGCGCGUCUGGGAAAGAAGAGACACAGGCGCAGGACAUCCAGGAAGAAGCGCAACUGGAAGCCUUAUUGCCAACUUUCUUGGGAUGAGAGGAAAGUCCUGGAAGAGAAAGAGACGGCCAGGGCUUCACGGGUGAGGGAGGAGAUGUUCGCCAAAGGGCUUCCAGUGGCCCCCUACAACACCACCCAGUUCCUGAUGGACGAGCACGACCGAGAGGAGCCUGACCUCAACACCGAGACCGGGGUCAGGCGGCCCUCAGGGGUCGGUAACCGCAUGGAGGACACGGGCAGCGAGGAGGACCUCUGCGACAACAACAACGAGGAGGAGGACGAGGAUGAAGGCAGCGGAGGAGGUAGCGAUGGUAUCGGGAGACCUGGGAACGCAGGUGGGGAGUUUCUCCAGAGAGACUUUUCCGAGACCUACGAGAUGUACCAUGUCGAGAGCCUGCAGAACAUGACCAAGCAGGAGCUGGUCCAGGAGUACCUGGAGCUGGAGAAGUGCAUGUCCCGGCUGGAGGAGGAGAACAACCGGCUGAGGCGCGCCGUGGAGCCCGGGGGUCUGACCGCGGAGAGCUCCCUGGUCCGUCUCAGAGAGCUGGAGAGGGAACUGGAGAGACUGAGGGCCCAAAACACGGAGCUCCUUCUGCAGAACCAGCCGAGCAAUGACAGGGGGCAAGUCGCUACCAACUAAAGGACACAAUUCAAGUGGGGGAAAGCCCCCUUUAAAAAAGGUAAACAUGGGACUGCUACUUUUUUUUCUUCUUUUUUUUUUUAAACAAAUUGUUUGGUGUAAUCGGUUUGUCAUUUGGACAAUGAGUCCUUGCAUUGCAAUGCAAUACGUUUCUUUUCAAUUUGAACUGUAAGGGUGUCCUGUUCAAUUUUUAUUUUCAAGAAGAAAUGUAAAUAUUUCAAAAGAUUCUUUUUAUAGAAUGUAUUUGACAACACGAGAAAUUUGUUUCCGGGGUCAACUCUAAGGUAUCCAUUGACCUAUAAUAUUCCGUUUUUCGAAUUUAAAAACAAACGUUUGUUGCAUUCUCCCCUCCCCCC
Messenger RNA from Etheostoma spectabile (orangethroat darter), 1798 nucleotides. It is a transcript of the gene hexim1, whose product is annotated as HEXIM P-TEFb complex subunit 1. Bases 351 to 1442 code for a protein of 363 amino acids. The record is from RefSeq and is a predicted model, not a curated record. NCBI's taxonomy places the organism in Eukaryota, Metazoa, Chordata, Actinopteri, Perciformes, Percidae. The transcript has a single exon. Gene Ontology annotation, molecular function: 7SK snRNA binding; cyclin-dependent protein serine/threonine kinase inhibitor activity. Gene Ontology annotation, biological process: negative regulation of cyclin-dependent protein serine/threonine kinase activity; negative regulation of transcription by RNA polymerase II. Gene Ontology annotation, cellular component: nucleoplasm; cytoplasm; nucleus.